AUGAAAGCUAAAUUCUCGUGCUUUUUUUCAGAUCUUUUCUUCUAUUUCUUCUUUAGCUGUGCUCGACUGGUAUCCUGUCUCUUCUCGGUUUUCUUCUCUCUCUUCUUCAAGAUUUUUAAAAGCUAUCUUCAAUUCUUCCGCUGGUCGUGUCCUUAUUAUACAACUCUACGCCUAUUACUUAGUGUCACCGUCUCGCAGACCACCCUUCGCCUCUUCCAAGAGCCGUUCUACCCGAAUCACACCAAGACAUACCGACUACCCGAACAGAUCGACAAGAUGGUCAACCGCUACAUCUUCGCCGUUGCCGGCCUGGCCGCUCAGCUCAACGCUCUGCCCUUGAACAUCAACUUGGGCGCUUAUUCACCUGCCUUGGUGGUGGGUGAUGGUGAAAUUUCAUUUGGCGGUAGAAACGACGUCUCCCAGUUGAUGAAUGUACUGGAGGGCGCCGCAGUUAAUGCUGCUCAAGGUGCUGCGAAUGCUCCGGCCGCCGCCCCUGCCGCUCCCGCGGCACCUGCUACCCCGGCCGCCCCUCAGCAGCCUGCUCAGCAAGCCGCUGCUUCAGUCGGAGGUGCUACGCCGGUGACUGCUUCGUCCGCGGACAACCAGAUCAACGAGGCCCAAGCCAUUGCAGCCCUCCAAGGAAUGGGCAAGGAGAUCGCUCCCCGUGUACAGCUUACCAAAGCCCGUCCCGCCGAGAAGCGCGAUCUCUCCGGUUUCGAUCGCGCUCUGAAGUACGCCGAGGUUGCCCUCACUAAGGGACCCAAGAUCCAGCUUGGCACUGGUCAGGAGGGCUCUGGUGUCGGCAUGAUCGUCGACAACAAUCAGCAAGCAGCAGCUCGUCCUGGAACCGGAGGCGCCGCUGAGGCCGCACCCGCUACCCCCGCUGCACCCCGCCCUGCCGGCGCUAUUGUUGCUCAGCAGAAGGUCAAGGCCCGCUCCGACGAGGCCCAGCAGCCCCCUCGCCGCCGUGCCAAGGUCACCACCAUGUACGUUCGCUCCGGCGUUCCUGCUGGCGUCGAGAUGACCCCUGAGAAGCUCGUUGCCCGCGAUCCUUCCGCCCCCGUUUCCCAAGUCGUCCCAGCCACCAACAACAACGUUGUCAAGCGCGCAGUUGAGGAGCUUAACUCACGAGGCGUCAGCGGCGGCGCCAUUGACACCGUCAACCUGAAUGUCAGCGGUGAGGGCGUCACCAUGACCUUUGUCGAGACUCAGGCCGACGAUGUGGAGGACGAGCAGUAG
Molecule: messenger RNA, 1239 nt
Organism: Colletotrichum costaricense
Lineage: Eukaryota; Fungi; Ascomycota; Sordariomycetes; Glomerellales; Glomerellaceae
Exons: 3
Coding region: 1-1239 (412 amino acids)
Source: RefSeq, a predicted model, not a curated record